AUGGAUUGGAGGGAGAAGGCUUUGACGGGGUUAAUUGUGGCUGUUGUGAUUCUGUCUCUCACGAUGGCUCCCACUUGGUUCAUGGCGUUUCUAAUUCUAUUUGGAGUGAUUGCUCCCGCAGCUGUUGCUGCUGUAGAAAAGAUGGGGACAAACCAGGCCUCCGCAGCUGAUGAUGCUCCGGCUCUUGCACUUGAUGCUGUGGCUCUUGAUGUUGAUGCUCUGGCUCUUGCAGAUGCUGCUGCUGGAAACCCGGAAUCAUCUUCAGCCUCAUCUUCAUCAUCUAAAUUCAAGUAUGAUAUAUACUUGAAUUUCAGAGGUCCAGAUACUCGCUAUGGAUUUGCAGAUCUCCUUUACAGACAAUUGGAUGAUGCAAGGAUAAGGGUCUUCAAUGAUGGAUAUGACCUCACACCUGGAAAAGAGAUCUGGCCGCAGAUAAACGGGGCGAUCGAGCGGUCAAGGAUCUCAAUAGCCAUCUUCUCCAGAAAUUUUGCUUCCAGUACAUUUUGCCUCAAGGAGCUGGUACAAAUGUGGGAGUGCAAAAAGAUAAAUAGACAGACUAUCAUCCCGAUUUUCUAUGAUGUUUAUCCCGAUGAUGUUGCACUCCGGACUGGGCUUUUUCGAGAUGACUUAAGCCAACUUGAGCAACGCGGAAUCGACCCAAAUACCAUGGAAACAUGGAAGGAGGUUCUUCGACGGCCCGAAGGCCAGUUCCGACAAGAAGUUGUUGCACGUGUGAGGCAAUUGUUGAAGGAGGAUUACCAAUUUGUAGACGACGAACUAGUUGGAAUUGAACAUCAUGUUCAAGAGAUGAUGAAAAAGCUUGGUGUUGCCUACUGCGAGAGGCAAGCGAUCGAAGUAAGAGGGCAAGAGGUACGUGUCGUUGCAAUAUGUGGGGUGCCAGGUGUUGGAAAGACCACUCUUGCAAAAGCUGUUUUUUACAAGAUGCGUGAGUUGUUUGAUGCACAUAGUUUCCUUGAAGAUAUUAGGUCUGAAGGAGUUCAGUUGUCACGACAAAUGUUGAUUGUUGACCUUCAAAAACAUAUACCUGCACCACAUGAAUCUUCCGGUGAAGAGACCAAAAAAAUAGCAAGUUUAUGUCGUGAUGCGAAGGUUCUCAUUGUGCUUGACAGUGUGGACAAAGAUGAGCAAAUUAAAGAAUUGGCCGGGAAGCUUACUUGGUUUGGUCCGGGGAGUAGAAUCAUUGUGACAACAAACAAAAAAAAUGUUUUAAAAGCCUUCGAAGUUGGAGCAGUUGAAGAACACACGGUUAAACCAAUGGAUCAACGCCAUGCUCAUAAACUCUUUUGUAAGCAUGCUUUCCAAGGGGAUACAGCCCAAGAUGUCUCCGAAUAUUUUGGCUUGUCCUUGGACAUGGCCAAAGCUAUUGGAGGGCUUCCUUCCGAUAUUGUGCGUCAGGCUUCAUCUUUACGCGAGGAAAUUUACCACAUUACAUAUGUGGCACAUUCUCCAUUGGAAGAAUUGAGAUUUAAGUUUGAUCACAUACCUUUAAUUGCAGCUCUUUAUCCAAUUCUUUAA
Molecule: messenger RNA, 1536 nt
Organism: Eucalyptus grandis
Lineage: Eukaryota; Viridiplantae; Streptophyta; Magnoliopsida; Myrtales; Myrtaceae
Product: TMV resistance protein N-like
Exons: 4
Coding region: 1-1536 (511 amino acids)
Biological process (GO): defense response; signal transduction
Molecular function (GO): ATP hydrolysis activity; ADP binding
Source: RefSeq, a predicted model, not a curated record